AGCUAAUGUCAAUGAAGCUUCAAGUCAGCAGGGCCCCCAGACAACAUCUGCAAACACGUUCCUUUGCGCUGAGCUCCCUAUGUGGACAUCAAAGCCAAGUCAGCAUCACAGUUCCUCGCUGAUAAAGAAAACAAAAGGGAAGUUGGACAGUCUGACCAAAACGUCUUUGCUGUGGAGGAAGAGAAGCUGUCAGUUCACUGGGCCAAGGUCUAGAGGAGAGCAGAUGGAUUGACAGAGUCACAGAGGGAGGCGAGAAAGAGAAAAGAAACCCCAAAAAGACAGAGGAGGUGACUGAGGGAGGAAGGUCAGGAGAUCAGCAUCAAGCAGGAAGACAUGAAGAUGGGUGGAGGAGAAGCACAGUGCUGCUGCUGGCUGCUGUUCACACUCUCUCUCAAAGGUAUUCUUGCAGGUGAUUGGUCAGUUCGUCUCCCCCACAGUCCGAUCUGUGCUGUGAUUGGUUCCUCUGUGGUUCUCCCUUGUUCCUAUGACUACCCCCAUCGUUUUGAUGAAGGCAAAGAGGGACGGCUCUCAACACAGGAUGGAGGAGAAGAAGGACAAAAGUACAACGUUUUGUCUGAGAUGUGGUGUCUCGAAAACAGUCGCUGUAUAACACCGAGAUACGUCUUCCACAGCGCCGGCAUCUCCCCGGACCCAUCCUAUCAGAACAGGGUGGAGUACCUGGGACACCCGGGGACAAAAAUCUGCUCACUGAGGAUCUCCGAUGUGAGAGCGUCGGACAGCGGAGCGUACGUGUUCUACCUCAUCAUCAGCCACCCGACACAGAAGAUGCCGGAGCAGAGCGGUGUGCAGCUCCUGGUGGCAGACAACUCCAGCGCCAUCACCGUGUCGGCGAGUCCCUCCAGUGACAUCACUGAGGGCGGGGCUUUACGCCUGGCCUGCUGCAGCCCCGCGGCCGGUCCGCAGGCCAUUUUCACAUGGCACAAGAGCGCAGGCACCGGCCCAGAGCACACUGGACAGGUGUGGAGCAUCCGUGAGGUUACGUCUGAUGACUCUGGCAGCUACUACUGUCAAAUACACACUGGAGAUAAAGUGAAGAUCUCCACCAAGCUGCACAUUGAUGUAGAGUAUUCCCCACGAAACACGAAGGUCUCAGUCUCUCAGACGCAGGCCGGCCUUUCUCUGACUCUGACCUGCAGCAGUGACGCUAACCCGCCUGUGCACACUCACGCCUGGUACCAGGGGGCAGCGUGUCUCCCUGCAGCAGACAAAAGCUUUCAUCGGGCAAAGCAAUCCAGGGCUCAGAGCGCCGGACCAGGGCUGACUCUCAGCAGCACCAACGUCACCCUCCAGCAUGGCGCGCGGCACUGCUGCGUAGCGCGCAACCGACACGGGUCGCAGACCGCCAGCAUUGCUCUGCCGGGCAGCACAGGGACGACCCCGCCUGACUCUCCAGUGGGCAGGCGUGUUUUUAUCGGAGUGACCGUCGCUGUUCUGCUGGCUGUUAUAGCCACGGUGGCCUUUCUCUUCACACGGAGACAGAAGUCCUCCAGACACCAGGCGUAUGUCCUCACUGAGACAACUGCUUCAGCACCUUGAGGACUCGUCCGGCACAAAUCACAAAGCAAAGUGCAAACAGCCUUCAGCCAUCACAUCUGUUUUCUACUCAGCAUACCUAGUUUCUCACAACCCCCGCACACUGUGUUCAUCUCAUUUUGCCAAAUAAACCCUGAUGAUACAAGCGGAAACCUUCAGCGCCAAGUCUUACAUCUCAUGCUGCGAACAUAUUUUGGGCUUCUUAGGAGUAAGACAGACAACUCACAGCGCUGUUUGCAUUGGCACGCAGCGUGACAAGCAGACUAUCAGCGGGGUAGGACACAAUGCUGAAAUCCUCACUUCCUCAAUUUCAAUGAACUGAGCUUAACAAGGUCGAUUUGAAAACCAGACAGAACUGACGAAGCACAAAAAAUGGAACAAAUGGCAGAUAUUUGUUGCAUCUGUUUAAGAGCGAUUGUGCUUUGAGACAGAAAAGUCUCUUGUCAACAUUUAACCAAAUUAUGUUUAAGAGAAAAGUUAUGUAUAAUCUAGACAGAUAAUAGACUAAGAAUCCACUGUUCUCAUUGAGUUGAACUUUCGCAGGAGCAGAGCAUAGCAGAUGUGAAUUUGAAUGCCUCCUUUGUGGUUCAACACAUAUGGCGACUACAAAUGUGUGCUGACAACAGUGUCAGAGUCACGCCGCAGAGUGCACGCAGUUCUCUAAAAGCGAUGUCAAGAAACAGCCGUUACUGGAAGCCUGUUGGUCACGAUGAUGAGAAUGAACACGAUGACGGAAAAAAGUACUAAUGAUCCAAUUAGAAGCUGUCUGCAGUUAGGACGGGGACUCGUCUCCCGGGUUUUGAGUAAACUCUUCAGCGUGAUAACGCUGUAAAAGAUAGUGAGCAGAGCCUGAGGAUGAAAACCAGGAGGACAGUGACUCCAACAUCCGAUGAUAAAAGAUUCUUGGACGUCAACUCCUUCAUCCAGGGUCCUAAUCUAUUUUUAGAAUGUUUUAUAUAAUGUUAUGUGUGAUUUGUCAUGUUGAAGUGAGGGAACUGGUGCCCACAUGCUAAUAAACUUAACAAAAAAGUG
Messenger RNA from Pungitius pungitius (ninespine stickleback), 2586 nucleotides. RefSeq names its product limbic system-associated membrane protein. The record is from RefSeq and is a predicted model, not a curated record. NCBI's taxonomy places the organism in Eukaryota, Metazoa, Chordata, Actinopteri, Perciformes, Gasterosteidae. The transcript is spliced from 8 exons. Bases 334 to 1557 code for a protein of 407 amino acids.